GCUACCACUACAGUAUGCGCUUCGAGAGCAAAAAAAACGUCGUGCAAACGCUUUUGACAGCCUCUCUAAGUUUCGUCGCGUGUGCGUGUGUGGAAAAGAAAAUUAACUUCUGAAAUUUCGAAGCAACCAUUCGGGAGCAAAAUCCUAACCCACUGUACAUUUGCAGCAAAAUAAAGAAACUUUGCGGAACGUUAUCGUAACUGAGUGAGCGAUUUCAGCAGUGGCCGGACAGUGGAGCAUUACCGAGGGCAAAUCCCGUGAAUGCUGAACAGAGAGGAAUAGGAGCAGCAGCAGAGGCAGUAGUUUCGGUUUCGAAUUCGCGUGUGGCCCGCGUCCGAGAAGAGAGUGUGUAUUUUGGAAGUCAGAAAAUUCGAUUGGAUCGAAGAAAAAAAAUGUCGGUAGUUAAAAAGUGUUAACGAUUGUGUUUAUGAGUUCAACUAGCAGCAAGAUAACCACUCUGUAUCUAAGCAUAGUGUAAUAUGUUCCAAGCACGAUCCAGACCCAGCAGCAGGAGUAGCGAGGAUAGUCCGUCACCUUCCCAAUCAUCGCCAAUGGCUGCUGCUGCAGCAGCAGCAGCGAGUAGCGCUGCGCUCAAUACCAGCACUGGCAGCAAUUUAGACGAUGACCCCAACAGUUCCAUCAUCGGAAAGGUGCGCUCGCGCGUAUCCAGCAUUUUACCGGACGCACUUUCCAAAUGGUUCUCACCGGCCGCCGUCAAGCGACCACGAGAUAGCGACAGCAGACAGAUUGGCUACGGCGGUGGCGGUGGUGAAACAGCGCCGGCGGGACGCAAUGGAAACCUAACGAGGAAUCACCGCCGGCACUCCACUUCCAGCGAUGCCGACGAGAAUCCGUCGGAGAGCGGUGGGAGGCGGCAAUACCACCAGCAGGAAGAGGACGAGGAGGACGAGGAUGAAGAACAUGCUCCGCCAACGAGAAAAAAGAAGCGACUUGAGGAGAGUUUCAACAAUUCCCUGACAGAUUUUAACGACGAUAUGGGUAUUCAGGCAGGACCCAGCGGUCUCAACAUUUCCGCCAUCGAUCGUCGCAGUUCCCUUCCCGCGGGAAUGCACCUCCAGAGAAGAGCCAUCCGGAAUACCUUCUCCGCGUCAACUCCUGCCACAUCACCGCAGCAGGGUGGUGUUGUUCUCGGUGACAGACCGCUUCACAGCAUACAGCAGAGGACCAGUCUGAUUGGAUACGGUAAUCGGACCACGGCCCCGUUCAAUUUCGGAGGGGAAACUACAAGCGCCGCAUCCUCCAUCAAGACAACACCAAUCGGUGAAGAACCGGAACCGGAGGAGCAAGAAGAAGAUCUUAAUGAGAGUGUGUCGGCAUCAAUUAGACGUCGUAGGGGCAUCCGGGAUGUUAGCAACCGGAAGAGGUUAAACAUCCAACCGAUAAGUAGCGUGGAUCGAUCGAUUUCAGAGCCCCCGUUACGGAUUUUCGGAGCAACGGUUUCUGCGCACGUGUUGUCCCAAGGUUCCAGUAGCGAUAAUCUUAUUGAAGAAGAACAGGAUCAGGAAAACCGGCAGCAGCAGCAGCAGCAACCGGAAGCCACAAACCCCAGCAGCCAGGAAGACAACGCACGAUAUAAAACCCUCUCUAACGGUAAUAUGAACGAGUCUGCAUCGGAGAGUAGCAGCGUUUCCAACCUUAACCUGAGUCAAUCGGAGCAGCACCAGCAGCAACAGCUGCUGCAGGCGGAAAGUCGACGAAUGUCCGGAUUCAUGGGAAACAAUCGAAGUAAGCGGCACCGCGUGGGCGGUUCAACUGGUGAUCUGUGUUUUUCAUCGCAUCUGGAAACGGAAAAGAGUCUGUUUUCGGCCAAAAAUGCCGGUAGAGCUGGGAAACCCACAUUCAAUGCCUCCCUUUAUGGUAGCAGUUUCUCUCUGGGCAGUACCAAUAGUAGUUUAUUCGCUAGCUCUCCGUUUUACAACGGGAGAACUAUGUACGGCGGUGCCUCGGCGUAUAAUGCCCGCCGCGAAAAACGCCAAAAGGCACUCCGAGUGCCGGUGCAAAUCCGACCGUCUUCCUCGUUGUCUAAUUUUUCAUCUUCCAAUGCGAGUAUCGCGUCCGAUACAUCGGCACUCUCGAACACGGCUAAACGCAUUCUGGAAAUCAUGAAUCAAUGCUCGGGUCCACUUAAUGAGGCCCGUAAGCUUGGCAGUAGUCUCAGCCUAAACAGCACUCUUGCAUCGCCCAAGGUACCCGGAUUGGUGCAGGCACGCAAGCGGUUCAACGAGGAGGAUCUCAACACCAGUCGCAGCAUACGAAUGUCUAGUCCUAGAACGCCGUACAGUCGGCCACAGAGUGCCACCGGCAAUAGCGCCUCCUCGGUCAAUAAACCUCCGAUUGCGGAACUGCAGAUCCCUUCGAUGUCCCAGUUGUUGCACAUGAAGCGCCUACAAACGAACACGGAAUCGGUGCGACGUGUCGCUACCCAAGGUACGGCCAGCACGGUUCUCAACGAACCGAGCGAAUACAAGCUACCCACGGAAUCGGACGACACCAACAAUAAUGUGAAACACACGAGCAAGAUGCGCAACAAGUUGCACCGGGUGCGGGAGGAAUUGCACUCGGAUCGAAGCAACAGCACACCUAUGCCCCAGCUGAAUCUGCCGGAGGUGCAGCUGGCCGGAUUGAAAUCAGUUCCUAAGUUCGACAUGCUACCGGCGGCAGUUGCCAGCAGCAAUAACACGGGUGGUCCUAACGGGUCGUCCAAGUGGAGAAUCACAACGGCCACAGGCGAGAAGACUUCCGUGCUCGGCACGAAAAGCAGCAGUAAAGAUUCCUCCAAGUCCAAUGCAAUGCCAAGUAGUUUGUCAGCGUCUACCACUGACAGCGUGUAUAAAUUCCCCGCUCCCACAAAACUAAACUCAUCCCUGGCGGUGACGUUAGACGACAAGGAACCGCCGCAAAAGAGCUUCAAAUUCAGCAACCCGGAACCGAUUGAGGCCCCCAAGAGCAAUCCCCCCAAGCUGGGUAGCUUCCAGUUCAACCCGGAAACAGCGAAACCGAAAGCAGCGGUUGCAGUGACAUCGUCAUCCAUUGUGCCUGCUGCGAGUGCGCCGCUACCACUGAAAAGUGGUAGCUGUUUGGACGCACUAAAGGGUCCCGCGGUGAUCCCGGAGCUAAAAACCGGUAGCUGUCUGGAGGCGCUUUCGGCAACAAAACCAGCUUCAGCGCCAUCCAGCAGUUUGCCGGGAUUUGGAGAUUCCUUCAAGCUGGCGGGAUCUAACAAGUGGGAAUGCGAUGCCUGUAUGGUACGGAACGAUCCGGACAAAACGAAAUGCAUGGCGUGUGAAUCGCCUAAGCCAGGUGUCAAGGGUUCGGCUCCAGUGCCACCGAAAAGCAGCUUCUCGUUUGGAGCAGCAGCAGCACCCACACCGGUUAGCGCAAGUAAUUCUGUUCCGGCUGGUUCCGACGCUGGAUUCAAGGCAUUAAUCGCCCAGCAAUCGUCCAAGUGGGAGUGCUCGGACUGUAUGACCCGGAAUGACUUGAACAAAUUGAAAUGCAUGUGUUGCGAGAAACCCAAACCUGGAUCAGCCGUGACACCGGCCCCGAAAGCGGAGGUACCAGCCGCUAUCAAAUCGAUGUUUUCGAUGCCUAAUACCAGCAUCGCGGUCAUGCCAGCCACCAAGGCAUCCUCCGAUCAGGGAUUCAAAACAUUGGUCGCACAACAAGCCGCCAAUAAGUGGGAAUGCAGUACGUGUAUGACACGAAACGAAGCCGCCCGGUCAAAGUGUGUUUGUUGCGAGCAAGCCAAACCCGGAUCAAGCCCAGUCGAUGUGCCCUCAUUUUCUUUUGGUAGCAAAUCCGCUGAAAACUCGAGCGGCGGAACGGCGAAAUUCAGCUUCGGAGUACCUCAGAGCGCUGACAGCAGUAGCAGCAGCAAAGAUACUCCUAAAUCAGGCUUCACUUUCGGGGUACCGACAGGUUCUUCAGCUUCCACCAGCGUAACCUUCGGUUCAAGUGCGACGACGUCUCCCGCGCCAGCUGCUGUCGGGGGCGGUUUUAGUUUCGGUGUAAAGCCAGCUGUGCCGGCGUCAGGCGACACUACGGACAGCUGUAAAGCUAACGAGAAAAAGGAGGAAUCCAAACCGACUCCAGUAUUUGGCUCGGGAGGAUUUUCUUUCGGUGCAAAGCCAACCACAAAUGAAGUGAAGAAGGCGGAAGCUGUUACUUCUGCAACGUCCACCGGUGGAUUCAGCUUUGGAUCUAAGUCAACAACGGACAGCCCCACCGUUGGUGGGUUUUCAUUCGGAAAGCCUGCGGAAUCGUCGUCGAUCGUUUCCACUACUGCAGCUCCUAGUGCUUCGGAUAACAGCAGUAAGCCAGCGGCUGCACCCAUUACGUUUGGGUCGCUAGCAUCUUCGGCCGCCAAGUCAACGGCAUCAUCGAGCUUUGGCUCAGCAGGGAGCAACACAGUUUCCGCUGAAAGUAAACCACCAGCCGGAACGGGUGUUUUCUCGUUCGGUUCGCCCAAAACUACGGUGUCCACACCACUAGCGGGGACACCAUCAGAGAAAAACGAAUCUACCGCUGCACCAACGGUAGCCGUCUUUGGAGGGGCUCAAAAACCGACAGUUCCUUCAGUCACCCCAAGUUUCAGCUUUGGGGCAGCAGCUAACAAUUCAUCGACCUCCUCGAGCAAACCCGCCGCUGUAUCAGCGCCAGCGUUCAAUUUCGGAGCAUCUGCUGCAAAGCCAGCGGAAGUUCCAGCUAAUGCCAGCACCACUGUUGCCGCUACUAACGCGCCUGUAGCUGCGGCGCCCACUUUCGUCUUCGGUCAACAAAGCAGUCAACAGGCGAACAAAGUUGUGCCCUCUUUUGGUGCCGGCGCUUCAUCAACCGCCGCAUCCACUGAGAAGCCAACUUUCGGCACUUUUGGGGCAUCCGCUGCCGCUCCUGCUCCAACUGGAAACUCACUCUUUGGUGCCUCGGUUAACGCUACUGGCAGCUCUGGGUUCGGAUUUGGCAACUCGGCAACAUCCGCUGCUGCUGCGCCAGCUAAGCCAUCCGAGUUCACAACGGCGGCGUUUACUUUCGGUGGUGCGGGAAAAACCGAUGCGUCACCGAUGGCGAUGAGCACCACCCCCUCAUUUGGCACUCCUUCUACGUCUGCCCCUGCCUCAAACUCCAUAUUUGGCAGCGGCGCAGCCGCUAAUACGCCUAUGUUUGGCGACUUCAGUGCGAACAAUGCACCAGCUUUCGGCGCAAGUGCCACGUUUGGAGGAGCGGGUUCUUCUGCACCCACCAAUACGGGAUCGGGAAUGUUCGGUCAAUCGUCGGUGUCAGUGUUCGGUGCACAGCAGGCGCCAAGUGGAAGUACCUUCGGUUCCGCACCAGCUACCUUCGGAGCUGCACCUGCAGCUACGGCUGUGGGUAAUCCUUUCGGGGGCCCCGCGUCCCCCUCCGGCGAUGAACCACAGGCGAAGAAAGCCUUCGAGUUUGGAACCUCGAGCUCCUCUGUAAAUAGUCAGACCGUAUCGCCAUUCCAAUUUGGCGCCGGCGGCGGCAACAACAAUGACAGCAACGCAAAGCCGUUUUCGUUCUCUGCGCAUUCGGCACCCAACUUCAACUUUUCCGCUGGAUCGAAUGCGGGACAAACGUCGGCUCCAUUUACGUUCGGAAUUAACCAGGGCGGCGCCUCCACCGUUGGUGGGGUGUUCAAUUUUGGAGGCGGCACAGCAUCCCCAGCAGUCACCGGAUUCGGAGCAAUGAGUGAUCGCCACAAGCUCGUUUGGCCAGGCCCAGCAACAGCAGCAGCCCCAACGCAGGAAAAUCCGCGCCACAAGACGUAUAACGCCACGGUAGAAGGGCGACGAAGCUAUCGUACAGCAGCAGCUUCUGCUACUGCAGCAAGACCACCUACUCGUACCAAUCACACUAACCUAGUAUGGACAAAGAACGGCCAGAAUAGCAGUAGCAAUAGUAGCAAUGGCAGCAGCAACAGCCGCAGCAUCAUUAAAGGCAACAAUAGUCACAACAGUACUAGUACUAUUACUACUACUAUCGCUAUCACCAACGACAACAACCGAACAACCAACCACAAUAGAAGCGGACAUCAUCGGACAGGAACAAUGACUCUGACAGGUACCGAAUCAACGGCAUCAACGUCGUUGCCGCCACCGCCCAUCUAUGACAAAUCCCGCUACCGAUACGUCUCACCGGAGUUGAAGCGCAAACAUCAGCAGCAGCAGGUGGGGAACGGGAACCAGUUGUUCCCUACUACUACUACUAUCCUCGGUUCUCAGAAGAAGCCCUCGGACGGGGACGGGGAACACAUCUAGGGGAGGGAGAAUGGAUUUUUUUGUUUGAUUCACAGUAUGGGUUGAAUCUACUGGAAAAGAAGGGAAAGUAAAGGUGUUAUUUUUUGUACAGUGAGUAGAUUGAGGAAAUUGUACUUCUUUUCUUCGCUUCCUAAAUCGGAUGGCGGUCAGCUCGAGAGCAGAUGGAACGAAAAAAAAAACAAAUACGCGGGGAAGAAGGAUUGCUGUAAUUAUCAAACAAAAUUCUAUGUAAGCUUCAAUGAAAUACUACGAUUGUAGGAUGCUUUAAUGAUACAAAUCAGAAAACAUUCACGAACACACAUUGGACCAUGGACACAAAACGAACAGAAACACAGUAUCAAUGUGAGAUACAUUGAGAGAGAGAUGGAUUCUGCUGCAUUUCGCGUGUGGGAUAGUAGGAUUGAGAUUUUUUUCGUUCAUUUCUUUUUCACUGUUUUUAAAGUGAAGGAUGCUCCCUUCAUCCAAGCAAGCUAGAAAUGGAAUAAAGGUUUUGUUUGAUUUUUUUUCUAUUCAUUAUUUUCAAAUGCGUAGUGUGUACAUUUUUUGUUCCGGCUAGCGCAUUCAGGAAGAAGAUGGACGCGACACCAGACCCGAGACGUACGGACGGGAAUUGAUGACGAAUAAAACUGGCGAGAGAGGUAACGUUUAUGAUACCCAAGAUAUUGUUCAGGCAUCCUCCAAUGUAUAGACAUUAUCAGAUAUGCCGCUGAAAAAAGGGGAAGGACAGAGAACGUGGUGAAACAAAGCAAUUAACUUAUGAUCCUUAUGUGCGUUGAGAGAAUGAUUUGGUUAGUGGCUUGCUCCCAGUGCAUAAGUUUGGAAGACCAGAGCAAAUGAUUAAUGGGAAACCCAACCUUGACAGUGCAGCGUGGGUAAGCGACAUCGUAUCGCUUAGUGCAGUGGUUUUAUGAAUUUUAUGGGAGAGAACGGGAUGUAUGUACGCGUGAGUUCAUAAGAGAGAGAACAUUUGGGAAAAAAGCAUUCGAUUUUUCUGUGCUCUUGCUGUUGGAGGGCAGUCGAGUUUUAAUUCACCAUUUCAGUGUCUAUUGGCAAUCAUUUUUUUUUAUCGCUGUGCCAUGUAUUGUGUAAAUUAAAGCAAAUUGGAAGCCUGCACUAGGAAAAAAGAAAAGUGACUGACGAAAGAAUUAUAUUCCAGAGAAAAUUGUCUGAAAUAUACUUUUUACGUGCAUAAAUCUGAAAAUGGUUUAUUUGAUUUGUAAUGAAGCUGCUGCUGUUGUAAAGGUUUAAUCUGAAAUGAAAAUAUGAGUCGAAACAUGCGUCAAAAAUGGACAAGUUUGUUGCCACAUCCUGUGAUGGAAAAUUGGCGGAGUUAGGAGCGAAAAUUGUUUGUUUGAAACUUUGGAAAAACGAGCUAUCGACUAUGUAUUUUAUUCAGUGGUGAUAGAUGAGAUGAGAUAGAUUGACUUUUACUUAUGAAUGUGUGAUUCGAGGAUGUCUUGAAGGAUAUCGUCCAAAUCAUCAAUCAACUCGCACGCAUUGGAUCAUCGUGAGUUCCAAGUUUUUUUUCUGCUUUUCUUUUUUCUUUUUUUUCACUCGUAAACAAACCCAAGUUCAAACAGUGUCGACAACUAGGAAAAAUGUUGAUGCACCCCAGUCGAUAAAUGUUGAUUUUCCUCGCAGAUUUUAGUACUUCAAAGCAUAUGAAUGAAUUCUCCAAUUUUCUAUACCUCAUUAGGUUUCGAUGAUGUACUUGCCACUGAAAACAUGCAGAUAGAACUCAUUGAAACGCAGUGUGGCUCAGACUUGCGUGACAAUUUAAAAACCAUGAUGUCUUGGAUUUCUACUCCAGAUUUGUUCCAGAAGCGCGAUUUCCAGAACUAAUAAAACAUACUCAUUCUAUUACUUCUUUGUUCGAAUCCCCAAAUAUUUGUGAGCAAUUGUUUCAGUUAUGAAAGAAGUGAAAUCAAAGUCAAGUUACAAAAUCACUGACAGUGACUGGAACACACGCUUCGCAUCGCUAUCUCUCACAUUCAAGCUGAUUUAGAUAAAAUGGCUCAGGAAAAGUAAUUAGAGUGAAAUCGAAACGGUAUUGGAGUAUGUUUGUAUUUAAGGAGUUUCUAUAUUGAAACAAACAAAAAAUGAUUUAAAGAACGUCCAAUUAAAUCGUGAUACCGUAUUCACAUUAUCAGCCAUCAUUCUGUCAGUGAAAUCGCGACUGCUCUCAGCAGAAAGAUAUCCUCAAAGAGAAAUUAUGAUUAUUGUUUAUCCAGCUCUGAUCAUGGUUUGUCCAAAAACUGAUCAUGGUUGUACGGUUUUAAAAAUCACAAUUUAAGAAUGAAAAAUUCGAAUUUUCAAGUAGAUAUUUCAUUUAUAAUUGCUUGAAUUUACUGUCAUCAUAUUGAUCCAUUUUAAAUUCAGGCUUUCUUCAGAAUGUUGCCUUUUCUUGGGUAUUUUAAAAUUGUUCACACUCAAUACAGAGAAACUUUGUUUUUGCUAUGCGCGAAGGACACAAUAAAUAAACUGCAGCGCGCUAGGCGGUUGCCAUAGAAACCAAAACAAACAUUAGUGAAUCGGACAACUCAUAAUCAGAAUUGAGGUCUUUCGAUAUGCGUUAUUUACAUGGUUUAGCUAUGUAAAUCUGAUACAAAUGGUGUGCAAGCAUGAUGUUUACAAUAUUUGUAAGUGUUAUAAUCCAGAAAAGGUCUGAAUACGUGUCAAAUAAUCAUCUGGUGGCUCAAAUGAGGUGGUGGCAUCUGAUGGCUCAAAAAUAUACUAUAAAACUACUGUAAAUCAUGAAAAAGACAAUUUUAUUUAUAUGAUUUACAUUGGAAUACCUAAUAUGACACAGGUGCGCUGAAUUAGUGCAUUCAAAAAAGUGGACAAACCAUGAUCAUAUUUUCGACUGGACAAACCAAAAUCAUUUGCCUUACCUUCCAUUAAACGUUUUGGGUUUUUAUCUCAUUUUGUUCUCGAGUUAUGAAGAGAGUUCGGGUUGAACGACGGUGCGAACAAGACGUGCUUGUUUGUGCUCUGUCUUCGUCUUCAAGUUUUGUCGGUGUAUUUGGUGUAUCGAUUGGAAACUAUGCUUUCAAGCUUCGAAAAGAUGAAUACAGUGGAUUUUCCUUGAAUAAGUUACGCACAAUUGUGGUUUAAAAGAGUGUUUGGCUGAGAAAAUUUGUUUUGAAAUAUAAAAGCGUGGCCGCGUCGAUUGUGUUGCGACGAUUGCGUUGAGCUUUUUUUCAUCUGGUGUUUCUAGUGCAAGUGUGUAUGAUAAUAACGUCUUGUGUUAUAUUACCCAGUGUUCUGACCGAACUACAUUCCACUGAAAUAUGGAUAAGUUGUGAAAUUGGAAAUAAAUCCAUAAAUCGAGCGAAGCCAUUUUUAUCUUCGCGUGUAAAAGCGAAAUUUUUAUUCAAUCGAUGUUUCGUGAAUGGGUGUGAGUGUGUGUUUUUUUUCUUCAUAUCGAGUUCGAAGUUUCUAUGUCGUAGUGUGUGUAUCACCAUAGUAGGACCGUCGGCAUGGCUGAGUGAAAAGCAGUGCAAGCUAAGUUCUCUCUUUCUUCUUUCUCAUAUAUUAUCUCUCUGGGGAGCAACUGAAGUUGUUUGAAAUUGAAGACAGGUGUGCUAAAUUUUUUUCCAUUCCGCGCGUUUCAUGUUUGCUCCUGUUUCGGGACACUCGUAGAUACAUCAGUGUGUAUGUGCUUGUUGCUGCACAGUUCUCUGAGUGAGUGACGGGCGUUAUAAAGAAGAAAGAGAGCAUGUCGUUUACGUUUCAUCUUCGCGCCGCGUUAUCUUGUGCACACUGCAACAAAACAAGACAAUGUUCACUCGAUUAUGAUCAGGUAUUUUGUGUGUCAUUGUAAUGUACGUCGUGUUUCUUUAAUUAUUUAAAUUUUUAAUGCUUCCUUCUUUAAUCCUUUGAUAAAUUAGUUCUUUAAUUCUUGAAUGUAUUAAUAACUUUAACUAAUCCAAUUGUGACAACGGGUGGUUGUCUUUGGGGGGCCUGGGGGCCGCCGAGGGAACUCGUCUUCUAUAGGUAGAGGCGAUGGUUUUUCUGUUGCUUAGUGCGUGCUCUUUGAAUGUGUCUGGUCGAGGGAGGGGAGGACUGUCUUUGGGUGUUUUGGGAGGGACCGAUGAUAUGUGGUGUUUAGGGGUUGAGUGGUUGGAGAGUUAAUGGGUUGAAGAGUGGGGGUUGAGUGGGAGUUGGGGAGUUGGAGAGCCGACACUGCUCAGGUCUAGUUGAGGGCUUGAUCUAGUACUAGUGUAUACACACGCGGUUAUUUUCUCAAGUGCAGCGGAUGGUUGGGAUGGUCAUGGAGGUGGAGCGGUGUUUUUCAGGGCACGAUUGUGAGGGAUGUCGCUGUAUGGCCGGAGGGAUUGGUGGUUUUUCGGUCUUUUGGGGGUGCAUACAGAUGUACAGUGGGCCAACGGAUGGUUUUUGGAUUGCACUCGGUUUUCGUGUUGCGCGGAUUGUGGAAAUAAAGAACUUAACUGUUAAGUCCGUGCGGUGCGGGGGUUGGGUGUGGCCCGGAGACUGUCCGUUGGUUUGUUGUGUGCCCUUGUGCAUUUCCGGGAGAUCGGGGGGCUUUUGGUCCUUUUGGUUGUCUAGUGAUGUCUUUCACUGUCGUGUUUUGGGGGGUGCGGUUCUGUUUCCGUGUUUGUCUUGGUUGUCUGUUGUAUUUGGGAGGGUAGUUGGAUUUGAGUGGCUUUGGUUUCUUGGUUCCUUAGUUCUUCAAUUUUUGAUUCUUCUGUUGUUGGGUCCUUUCAUUCUUCAAUUUGUCGAUGCUUUGGAUAUUCAAUUUUUAAAUUUAGUGUGUCUGUCCUUCUUUGAUUACCCAGGGAUGGUCCAUCUUCCCCACGAUUGGAUGUGUGCGGGGAGUGCGCGUUGAAUGGCAGAUGGGUCGCCGCUCCUGUUUUUUUGGGACGGGUUCUCGGUGACUUUCAGAUUUCCCGGAGAUGACUGUCUGUCGUCACAAUUGUAUUCAUAUAAGGAGUACGCGCGUUGAAAUCCGACCAAUUUUAGAAGAGUUCUCCCUGUGACCUUCUCAGGUUGCCUAAAGAUAGACCUCUUUCGCCGUGAUUGAAGUUAUAUAAGGGGUACACGCGUUGAAUAAGAUACCGUUGCUCCGAUUAAUUUUAGACAAGCCCUCUCGGACCUUCUCAGAUUGCUCAAGGAUAGCUCUCCUUUGUCGCGAUUGGAUUUAUAUAGUGAAUGCACGCGUUGGAUAACUCAAAACUAAUGGAUGAUUUUCGGAAUUCCAUUUCGUCGAGUGAUCAAGAGUUUGCGCUUAGAUAAUCACAUCACUUACCGCAGUGAAUCCUGAUUUUUUUAACCAUUCCCACUAACAACUAUCCCUUCCAUGAUAAGCGCUAGGGAACCACGCUAUAGAGGCGACCCUUCUGGCCUUCGGGCGGCGAAUAUCAUACAUUCCUUCCCUUCCCCUGGUGACUGUAAGGACGUGGCCGGCGUCGUUAUUGACCAUUUAAAGCUCGAAUCACCGAAAAUUGCACAACGAGAAUGAUUUGCUAGUCCCAAGCGUCAUUCUGUGUGUUCUUUGUGCAAUUUGGUUGGUUCAGGUCAAUCACGGAGAGCAACUACGAAUUGUACAGUCUACCCAAGCUCAAGCUCAAGCUCAUUUUGUUCUCGAGUUAUAAAUUUUACAGAACUGGAUGCUUUCUAUGUUAAAAUAAAAAGUGAAUAAAAAAAAGUUCCUGUAUAUUUAACAAUUCAUUCUGAAAAGUAGUGAGAAAAAAUCAUUGCGUUCCGUGGCUAUAAUGAAAAUUCUAAUGCGGACCGCACAAUGUCUAUACCUAGCCACCACUGGCUUAGUGAAUUGAGAUGUUUUCAUCACGCGAAAUCAAUUUGGACUAGAAACCACAGCCAGCUUCGUGGAAACACUGCGCUCACGAAGAAAAUUAACCACAAUAGAAGUUAAGUUGUUAAACUAGCUCCACAGAUUAUUGAGUGUGAAAAACCACUGUUCAAAUUUAAUAAGUUACUCGUUAAAUUAGUGAUCUCGUGACUCCCCCUGGCAAACUUCACUGGGCACAAGUGUUUGUUGCCAUUCAAUUUUUUGAUCAUUGCGCAUAUUCCCACAAAAGCACACAAACCGCUCACCGUUCCGGUCCUUCCCCUAGGCGCGCGUUUUCUUUAGGGAAGUUAACUAUUAAGAUAAACUACUACUCUUUAUAGUAAAAAGAUAAAAGUAAACAAAGCAAACAAAAAAAAUCAA
Messenger RNA from Toxorhynchites rutilus septentrionalis, 12489 nucleotides. RefSeq names its product nuclear pore complex protein Nup153 (gene Nup153). Gene Ontology annotation, biological process: RNA export from nucleus; protein import into nucleus. Gene Ontology annotation, molecular function: structural constituent of nuclear pore. Gene Ontology annotation, cellular component: nuclear pore. The transcript has 8 exons. The coding region runs from base 480 to 6296 and encodes 1938 amino acids. The record is from RefSeq and is a predicted model, not a curated record. Lineage: Eukaryota; Metazoa; Arthropoda; Insecta; Diptera; Culicidae.